AUGAUCCAAAUAACCUCGGUUAUUCUCAUCCUAAUUGCUCUCUAUCUCCAUAAGAAUUUGCUUUUUGAGGUUAAUUCAACAAAUUUUGGAUUGUUAGAGCAGGGAUGUGAUAUGUUUAAUGGAACUUGGGUUCCAUAUUCUAAUGGACCUUAUUACACAAACGAAACUGAGUGUCUGAUCGAUGAUCGACAAAACUGUAUGAAGUUUGGAAGACUGGACACCGAGUUCUUGAAAUGGAGGUGGAAGCCAGAUGACUGUGAGCUACCCGUGUUUGAUGGAGCUGAGUUCUUGGAGACUGUCAGAGGGAAGUCUAUGGCAUUUAUUGGGGACUCACUUAGCAGAAAUCAAAUCCAAUCACUUGUGUGCCUUUUAGCUUCUGUGGCUCGUCCUGUGAAUGUAUCAAAUGUACAAGACAUAAGGUACAAACAGUGGCUCUACUUGGAAUACAAUUUCACACUAUCAAUCCUAUGGACCACUCACUUGGUUAGAGCCUCAGAUUUCGACCCAACUGGUCACUCCCACAAGUCCCCCAUGAAUCUCCACUUAGACCAGGUUGACUUAGCCUGGGCUUCUCACAUUCAAGAUUAUGAUUAUCUCAUAAUCUCAGUUGGACAAUGGUUUUCGAUUCCACUAAUCUACUAUCACAAUAACCAAGUCAUUGGGUGUCACAAAUGCAAUAUCAAAAACGUCACAAAAAUGUCUCAAUACUAUGGAUUUAGGAUGGCUCAUCAAACGGCCUUCAAAACUCUUCUGAAUCGCCCAAAGGGAACAAUGGGGAUAGUUUUUCUGAGGACGAUCUCUCCGGCCCACUUUGAGAAUGGGGAGUGGAAUACUGGAGGGUAUUGCGUGAGGACGAGGCCGUUUAGAAGGAGAGAAAAGAAGGUGGAGGGGUAUAUUAGGGAAUUUUAUGAGGCUCAAAUAGGGGAGUUUUGGGAGGCAAAGAGGGAAGGUAGAGAAAGGGGUUUGAAAUUUAGGUUGUUGGAUACUACAGAGGCGAUGGCGAUGAGGCCAGAUGGCCACCCAAACUAUAACGGGCAAUCGCCACGUGGGAAUGUGUCAGUGGCUGAUUGUGUGCACUGGUGCUUGCCGGGUCCGAUCGACACGUGGAAUGAGUUGUUGCUACAAAUGUUAAAGAGGGAAAGUGCUGAAUCAAGCGUUUCAAAGCUUCUGUAA
Messenger RNA from Camellia sinensis, 1173 nucleotides. The record is from RefSeq and is a predicted model, not a curated record. NCBI's taxonomy places the organism in Eukaryota, Viridiplantae, Streptophyta, Magnoliopsida, Ericales, Theaceae.